Molecule: messenger RNA, 702 nt
Organism: Seminavis robusta
Lineage: Eukaryota; Bacillariophyta; Bacillariophyceae; Naviculales; Naviculaceae
Source: the annotation of a GenBank genome assembly
AUGCGUCUCGCAGACCAGAAAUAUCUUUUGGAUGGCAAUGACCCAAAGAUGCUGAUUGUGCCAUGCAUGACUCUAAAAGAAGCAAAUGAGUGGAGAGGUGAAGGGUACCAAGCUGUGGUUUUGGCGGGCCUUCCGGACCUGACUGGUUCAGCGCCUCCCGCACGACGCCGAAAAACUCCCGGCAAGGGCUUUUGGAAGGGCAGCAAUGAACACGAAUGCUUUCCUCGAAAGAUAUGCGGCCACUCAACUCAAAAGGUGACCCCUGCACAAGAAAUGCAAAUGCUGGAAAAGGCUCGCAUCGGUCUACAGGAGGCUGUGUUGGGUCUAGCGCACUACGCCAAGCAAAUGGCGAGUGAUGCGAAAAAGGGAAGCCCAGUUCCAAAGGCUCACGCGAAUCCUGAAAAGCCUGUGUUGUUUGUCAAGUUUGGGUCCUUGCAAGAAGUGCCAAAGGACCUCCAUCCUGCUCCGGAUCCCGAACUUUUGUUGUCGAAGGCAGCUACGAUAUGGGGAAAGAUGACUAAUUUUGCAACGAUUGCUAACGGGAGUAUGGCCGACGAUGAGGAGGAGGAGGAUAGUUUGGAUGAAGUAGCAGAAGAGGUCUUCUAUGAGAAAUAUCGCAACAGCAGCGCACCUCCAAUUCCAAUGGAGAUUUCGGUUGUCUCUCCAGGAGACCUAGUCGAGCCCGCCGUUGGCCGUGCAUGA